Molecule: messenger RNA, 2002 nt
Organism: Aedes albopictus (Asian tiger mosquito)
Lineage: Eukaryota; Metazoa; Arthropoda; Insecta; Diptera; Culicidae
Exons: 2
Coding region: 165-1802 (545 amino acids)
Biological process (GO): long-chain fatty acid metabolic process; fatty-acyl-CoA biosynthetic process
Molecular function (GO): long-chain fatty acid-CoA ligase activity
Source: RefSeq, a predicted model, not a curated record
GUAAUCGUGAGCGGCACUAGUACUUGCAAGCUACCUCGUCGAGAUAACGAUGUUUAUCAGGAGAAGAUACUAUUUGAGUUCGUGAAAACUGGUAAUCAAUUUAGUUUAGUGCCAUAUCAAGUGUCUCCGAGACAACAUCAUCAAAAGUAGCAACAUCGAAAUUUAUGAUGAACAACAGCAAAAAGGAAGAAUAUGUUUUCUACGGUGGAUCGACGGAAGAAAGUGUCGAAGCAGGUUGCCGUUCGCUAGGAGAACUUAUCAUCAAGCGCUUGCGCGAGAAUGGUGAUGAUGUUUCAUAUAUCGAUGGUCUUACCAAUGAAUCUAUCACCUACAGCGACCUGUUGGAGCAAUCGGUCCGAUUGGCGAACCGCUUCCAUCGUAUCGGCAUCAAGAAAAACAUGAUGAUCGCGAUCAUGUGCGAAAACCGGCUUGAGCUACCGCUCAUUGCUUUUGCUGCUACCUACAUGAAUGCUAUUCCGAUCCUACUGAACCCGGCUUAUACAUCGACCGAGCUCGAACAUGUUCUCAAACUGACUCAGCCUCGCGCCGUGUUCGUUUCUCCAAUAGCUGUGAAAACUUUACUUUCGGUAGCAAACACUGUUCCAUCGAUCAAGAUGAUCACUUUGAUCGGUGCAAAGGAGCGACCUCAUAAACGCGUCACCUUGUUCAGAGAGCUGUUCGAUAGAAACAAACUUAAAAGUGCCAGGACUUUUACGCCUCAGCCAGUAAGCUUGAAAGACCAAGUUGCCCUCAUGGUUCUAUCUUCAGGAACUACAGGUCUUCCAAAGGCUGUACAGCUGACACAUUACAACAUUAUGGCCGUUUUGGCUUACAUUCGUGAUGAUUUGAAAACCUUUUCUCUAUCACCAACUUCCUUGGGACUCGCACUGCUACCGUUUUUCCAUAUCUACGGCUAUAUGAUUCUGCUAAGUGCAUGCUGCAACAAACGCACGCUUGUAUCACUGCCUAAAUUCGAACCGAAGCUCUUUCUGUCAACCAUUGAAAAAUAUAAAAUUGCUUCUGCUGCGCUAGUUCCACCGCUGGUGGUAUUUCUUGCAAAACAUCCUCUUGUAGAGAAGUAUGACCUUAGUUCGUUGGUAGCGAUCAGUUGUGGUGCAGCGCCUCUAAGCAAGGAAGUCGAGGACAUGGUUCAGAAACGCUUGCCGAACUUGCUCUUGAUACGCGUUGGGUACGGCCUAAGUGAAACUUCACUUGGUGUUCUGACCAGGAACUUUGGAAAACCGGGAAGCGUCGGUAAGGUGAACCGCAUGUUUUGGGUUAAGGUGGUAGACCCGGACACAGGGAAGACAUUGGGUCCCAACCAGGUUGGAGAGAUCUGCGCUAAGGGACCUAUGGUCAUGAAGGGAUACCUCAAGAAUGACCAAGAAACGCGAUCGAUUAUAGACCAGGAUGGAUGGUUACAUACCGGAGAUACUGGAUAUUUCGAUGAGGAUGAAGAUUUUUAUAUUGUCGAUCGCAUAAAGGAUCUGAUCAAAUAUCGUGGCUUCCAAGUUCCACCAGCAGAGGUGGAAGCAGUGCUUCUCACCAAUUCGAAAAUCAAGGAUGCUGCGGUGAUCGGUGUGAAGGACGAAGUGAACGGUGAGUUACCGAUGGCAUUUGUGGUGGCUCAACCAGGAGUGGAGUUGAGCGAGAAAGAGGUUGUAGACUGGGUAGCAAGUCAGCUAUCGAAACACAAACAUUUGCACGGCGGAGUGCGAAUCAUUGCCGAGAUACCGAAGACGGCCAGUGGUAAGAUUUUGCGACGUGAAUUGCGCACAAUGGUGGCGAAGUCCAAGCUGUGAGAUGCUAUUGCAAGCCUUAUUAUCUCGUAUGAAUUUAGCCGGAGCGUGAUAAGCGAUGAAAUGCGAAAUUUGCAAGAUAAAAGGGGACGUAUACUCGGGCAAUAAACCAUUAUAAUUGAAUAUGAUAUAGCAGUAGAUUUAGAUCGAUUUUACACAUUGUUUUUACUUUUGUUAUGGGGAAAAUAUACGAUGAAAAAUAA